GGCAGUGAAAACUAUAUCCAGUAGACUUUGAUGAUACUUUUCUUGUCAAGAUUUGAGUUAAUUUAGUUCAACUACUGAAAAAUCGUUCAAGGUGAUUACUGAUUUAAGUAGUACAAAAUUCUUGAAAGUAUCAGUAUUUAUAUAAUUAUUUGAGUGUUCCAACAAACUUGUGAACAGUUCCAUUCAUAAUUAUUAAACUUACUUAGAUUAGGUGUUUUAUCUGUUUGCCAAUCUAUCCCUGUUGCGUCCUACUCUAGUUUAAGAUAUAGAUGACUCAACUUCUUCAAAAUUCUUUCACGCUCGAGGGCGUUUUAUUCCAAGGAUCCUUCUCUCGAGAAUCUAUCUUAAAAACCAGAAAUUUUCACGGAAAUCCAACUGACAUAUAUCUGUCAACUUACCCUAGAACUGGAACAACAUGGACCCAAAACAUCCUAAUUGGACUAGUUUUUGGUCUGGACAAGCUGAGAAACAGUGGACCUUCUGAUCUGGGCUUGCUUUUUCCUUAUUUGGAAUUUCAAGCUCCAUCGUCUAGAACAUUUGGCUAUGAAAGAGUGAAAUUGAUGACUGAAAGCCCUCGACUUUUCAAACAUCAUUUGCCUACUCAUUUGGCGCCUCAGGAAAUUUUUUCUCAGAAAAGAAAAAAUAUAGUUGUGCUUAGAAAUCCAAAGGAUACAGCGGUUAGUUUGGACAAGUUUUACCGGAACAAUCCAAUUUACCAGAAAUUUUGCACAAGUGAUAACCUGGAUCAGUUUCUGGAUCAUUUUCUGGAGGGUGACGUCAUAUACGGAAGUUGGUGGAGGUGGACAAGAGACUGGGUGGAUGUUUGUCGGGAAUAUCCGGAAAACAAUCUGUUAAUCCACUACGAGGACUUACGUCAUCAAUUCAAUGAAACUAUCGACAGAAUUAAUUCUUUCCUUGGCUUACCGCGCCUAAAUGCAACUUCCAUGAAUGACCUUCAGCUUUUGACCUCAGUUGAGACGAUGACCGAAAAAUACGAAGAGGGCUCUGCUAAAACAGGCUUUAUGAUCAACAAGGGUCAGGUAGGAGGGUGGAAGGAUCUUUUCUCGAAAGAGUCUGAAGCGAAGUUUGACGAAGCUACUCGAAAAAGUUUUGGAGACGAUUUCAUUAUCGAGAAAUUCAUCUGAAACUGUUGAGGGUCUUUAUUCAAACAAAUACUGAAUUG
This is a messenger RNA of Symsagittifera roscoffensis, 1183 nucleotides long. RefSeq names its product sulfotransferase 1A1-like. Gene Ontology annotation, cellular component: cytoplasm. Gene Ontology annotation, biological process: sulfation. The transcript is spliced from 3 exons. Gene Ontology annotation, molecular function: sulfotransferase activity. Lineage: Eukaryota; Metazoa; Xenacoelomorpha; Acoela; Convolutidae. Bases 270 to 1145 code for a protein of 291 amino acids. The record is from RefSeq and is a predicted model, not a curated record.